ACACGCCCUCUGCCGCCAGAGUUUUUUUUUUGCCUUUGGGUACCUAGUUGUUGGUAAUUUUUUCAUGCCCUCUGAUAUUUUCCUUGCGCUUACCUUUUUGUGAGCUUCUUCGUAAUAUUAGAAAUUUGUACAGUUGUCGCAAAUAUCUGGAUGCUGGUGCUGGUGAUAUGUGAGCAAAGCACAUUCAAUAGGUACCUACCUCAGUUUACCUAGGUCCAAGGUCGGCCAAAGCUCUCAUCCAGAUCUUCGAGCUCAGCUUCCCUCGGCAGCACCGCACACCACACACUCAACGACUCACACCCUCCUCUUGCCUCUCUCUGGUCGUUACCUUCUUCGCUAUUGCGUUGUUGCUCUUAUUACUCACUCACACGCUUUACCCAAAAGGCGUCUUUGCCUCCCACCUUCUUCCGUCUCUUCUUUUUUUUUUUCGACCUCCCAAGCUCCUGUCAUCUUUACUUACCUGCACCUACCUACCUCUACUUUCUUCCUCCCACUCACCCUCCUUCCCUCCAUCAUCCUUCUUUGCAACCCACCUUUUCUCCAAAGAAGCGACCUUCUCGAUCGAAUAUUUCUGUUCGCGCCUUAUCCAACUUAGACUCUUCAACAUACGGUUAUCGAUAUUCUUAAACAGAGAUUGGAUUCAUCGCUCUCUCAGUAACUGCCUCCAUCACCACCUCAAUCGACGCCCCAAUCGUGUACGCAACCACUGUCGCAUAAUUGGCCCAAUUUCGAAACGGUUCCCGUAGCAAAGCUUGCCCAUGCUCAAAGGCAACUCAUUUCAUUGUCCAUGAGCUGCGCUUUGAAAUGUUACGGUUUUUGCAUAGCUUCAUUGUCACCAAUUGAUCUUCUCGUUGAAAGCUGAGCUUCAUCGCUAUCAUCUCUUAUCUCGCUUCUCAGUCUCUUAUCGCUAUAGUACCCCCCGCCAGCAAGCCAUCACGUAUGGUGGGGUCAAGAUGCCGCCUCGAUCAUCUUUGACGUCGUCUUUCUCUAUUACAGACUCCAACAAUGAGGUAGUCUGCCCUCUUCGCAACCAGGAUGGCUCCAGCUGUCGCAAGAGAUGCAUUGGUGUAAGUCCUUGGGUCUUGUCUUCGUUAGCUGUUCUGCCCUGUCUUGCCCUGCAGCCGGGCUUGAAUUGCCAUUGCUGCACCCACCCAUCUUACAUCGUCAUGUCUUACCACCUGCCGCACUUGUUCCCAACUGAGGAAGCACGUUCCCGUAACACCAUGCAACGGUACCCAUUCGAUUCUAAAUGUCCAAUUGCAGGAAAAAAGAUAUCGUUCCAUGCAGGAGCAUAUCCGCCGCGCACACCCCGAGCACUACAUCUCGAAGCUUCCAGCUACAGAAGAGAGCUUCCUGUUAAUGAUUAACACUCCACCAUCGGAGCGACGCCCUUUAGAUCAGACCUCAGCUCCAAAUGCUCAGGGCUUUCACGAGCGACACAACUAUCAUCGCGACGAGUCGAGUAAUCCGGGCACUCCGCGCCUUCUAGAUGAUUUCAGUAAUGGCGGGCCGGUUUCAGGCCCAAUGCUUGGCACGGCCAGUGCCGCUGCUGCCCUAGCCGAACUUCAUGGCGUCAAGAGUGAACGCGACAUGGACUUGGACGGUGUGAGUGAAGUGCCCUUAAAAGAAUUCAAAUCAUCGCCAUCCAGGGCUAAUGAUGCGUAGGAAUACUAUUCAGACAUGGAUGUUCGACGUAGGCCACGGACUUCCAUCGAGCUGCCGCCUCUCAAUCUUUCCAAUCAUGAUAUUACUAGCGACCCUUAUUCAUCUGCCAAAUCUAAUAGACAGCGCGACUUUCUCCCUUCCAUUCUUGCAAACUCACCACCUGGAAGAUCCUCAACACUCCCACCUCUUCAGCGUUCUGUGGGACCUAAUCGGCCUCGCAAGCAGUCUGUUACAAAGCGAGGGCGAGAGCCUCACCACAAAAAGAAGAACUCUAAAGGUUCUGCAACUGACUGGCUACGCCGAAUUCAAAACGAAGAACGAUAUAGACCAGGUAAUGAUCGGAAGGCUUUGUCAGCAGAACCAUCCGCAGACUUCGGGAAGCGGUGGGAAGAUCUUAUCGAUGCAGCUGAUCAAGCCGCUUCUGCUGCUGGUGAUAUAGACGAAGACCGUACUCCUGUCCCUCAGUCGCCUGUUUCAAUGCAUAGAUCAUCGUUACCGCCCUUUUCCCACCAGCCUCAAUUUCAGCCGGCCAGUUACCAGGCCUCGCCUCUCCAGCAGGCUCUCACGCCUCCAUCAUAUGGUCAGGAUGCUGUAGAGCCAUUUCCGUCCGUGGAGAGUGGUGAAAGCGGCGACAACUUUCAUAUGGGAACCCGGGGGCUUUCUGAUUCGUCACCAAGAUAUUCGGCCCAGAAUAUUCAGAUAUACUGCGCUGCCUGUCAAGGAUUCUCUCUACUCAAGGAUUCGUAUGCAUGUACCGAAUGUAUCUGUGGCCUGUGCCCAACUUGUGUGGAGGUUCUCAUGACAGAGCAUGGAGCAAGAAGGAAGUGUCCCCGCUGUGCUACAAUUGGCGGGCGGUUCAAGCCUUUCCAGCUCGACAUUAGAUAAAGGGUUUUCCGAAACUCACAUUCCAUUACGUUGGUCAAGAUUUCACGCAUGGGUUUCUCUGACGGUUAACAUUAUACAUUGGGUUUGGCGUUCUGGCAUAUGACGGAAGUCAAAUGAUCUUGCACAUGAGCAAGACGGAAGGCGAAUUACGACACGGGAUCGAUACCCAUUGUGCCAAGCGACUCAAUGUUCAUUCAUUUCAAUGUUGGGCCUUUCCCUGCACACUUGGGAAAAUUGCUAUAUACGGGACUUGGGUAAAGGAGUUUUUGCUAAGUGCUUUUUCUUGUUUUAUUGGCCGUCUUCUUGCGACUAUACAGAAUUGGACGUCGGAGCUUAUCAUUAAGGAUUUCUUUUUAGGACUAUUUUCUUCACAUGGUCAGAUCGUUGGAUCAAAAUGCCCCCACCACUGUCAAUCGUUACAGGCUAAGUAGUCAAUAUGAAUAUGAACGCAAGUGUUCAACGGAAUUGUUAUGGUUACACUUACAAGAUUAAGGUGCCGGUUAUAAAUGAUUAUCUUUGUGCUCAUAAGAAGGCGAUGCGUCCCAUGUGUAUGAAUCCUUAAACCGGUACAAAAGAACUACAAAACCAGAACCGUCCAACGCCACAGAUGAAUAGAGACCAUACGUAUCUCAACAUUCCAUACUACUUCUUUCCUUCCUUG
Molecule: messenger RNA, 3211 nt
Organism: Fusarium verticillioides 7600
Lineage: Eukaryota; Fungi; Ascomycota; Sordariomycetes; Hypocreales; Nectriaceae
Exons: 3
Coding region: 1681-2550 (289 amino acids)
Source: RefSeq, a predicted model, not a curated record